Molecule: messenger RNA, 1703 nt
Organism: Hordeum vulgare subsp. vulgare (domesticated barley)
Lineage: Eukaryota; Viridiplantae; Streptophyta; Magnoliopsida; Poales; Poaceae
Exons: 2
Coding region: 143-1474 (443 amino acids)
Biological process (GO): exocytosis
Cellular component (GO): exocyst
Molecular function (GO): phosphatidylinositol-4,5-bisphosphate binding
Source: RefSeq, a predicted model, not a curated record
UCCUGGUCGUGUGGUUGACCCGGCCGGGUGCUGCCGUGCCACACUUGUCAUUCGGACUCCCCUGCCAUUGCCGUCCAAUCUCACCGAGCUCGACCAAGGCCGUCCAUCCAUUGCCGUGCCGGAGUUGAGAACCAACGGCUCCAUGGCUGCCUGCCCGCCGUGGGGUCUCUACCGCGACCGGAUUCGGACCGUCGCCGUGUCCGGAGCACAGAUAAGAUCCACUCUCUCCUCCCACUCUCAGUCUCAGUCGUCCGGUCAAAGCGGAUCCAGCUGCUCCGGCGACUCCGGCAGCCCCUCCGAUUCGUCAUCCGUCGUCGCAAUGGAUUUCGGCGCCCACGAGCUCGCCGUGGUCGCUCGCCAAAUGGUUAGCCACGGUUACACCCAGUGUAUGAUCCAAGCGUUCCACAUCGCACCUGCAUUGGGAUUGGGCGGCCCGGACGACCGUGCUCUGGAGAAUUGGUUCUUCGAGCUCGACGUGGACUGGGUUCUUCAAAUCCGCAAGGAGCAUGGCUUAUGUCAGCAGCUUGAGCUCCAUGACAAGUCGCCGUCAUGGUUCCGGCCAGCGUCAUGGCUCCAAGACUUGGUCGAGAGGUGGAUUCGAGCUCUCAUCGUAAUUAGCUUCAGUGUCCAAGCGAUGGUCUUCACCGCUUACCAGAUGCCGCCGGUCGCACGGUUUGCCAAAGCGAGCAUUGCCAAGAUGCUCAUUUUCGUCGAUAUUAUUGCUCCUGUUCUUAGGGUGGAGAAUUUACAGGCCGUGCUAGACAUGUAUACUAGUGUCUCCAAUGCAUCGUACAUGUUUAUGCCGGUCGUGAUCUCCCCGGAAGCCCAAAGCAUAUUCAGCGAGAUAGGCAGCUCGUUGGAGACACGAGGAGACAGGUUAUAUGAGGUCCUAUCAAGCAUGAUGGAGGAGGUGAGGACACCCAUGGAGGAGGACAAAUGGGCUAUUGAGAUUCUUCGAGGAGGAGGCGGGGUUCACAGAAACACUCGGUUGAUGGUAGAUUACAUCACAUCCAUGAAGGAAGCAUGUGCGUCGACGCACAACUGUGCACCGAGCAACAACACCGUAAACCUUGGUCACCUGAUAGAUGACACGAUCGAGUAUCUAGAGGUUCUGCUUCUGAGGAAAUCAGAGGUAUGCUCAGAUCCAAGCCUGAGCUAUAUUGAUGCUUCUUGGGGACAUGUCCUAUCCUGCAUACCAAAAUCGAGAUUUCCUGGACCCGUCCAUUGCUGGAUCAACACCUCAUCACUGGCCAAAUUCGAAUCAGCAUUUCAAAAAACUUACCGGGCUCAGAAGUUGUGGAAGGUUCCGGACCCUCAGCUCAGAGAUGCGCUGCGGAAGGCUAUCAUCAAAAGAGUCAUUUCAGGGUACCGCCACUACCUGGAGGAGCAUCCAGAGCUAGAGAAACAUGUUGGGCGAGAAAGCACCAGUCCUGAAGUUUUGCAGGCCAUGCUGGGAGAGCUAUUUGAAGGAUGAAAGUUGCUUGAGGCAUCAAACAGAGUCACCUGACAAAUCAGAGGCCAGAGUGAUAUUUUCGCCGUUGUAUUUGGAUUCUAUUUCCCCCCCUUCCUUUUGAGGUGAAGCUGUAUUCUGAAUUCCAUUGACAGCUUAAUUAGCGCCAGAUGCUGUAUCAACUGGGCACCAACUACGGCUGUCUUAAAUUUGAUUUCCUAAUUCCAUGUCAAAUACUUUCACAUCUGCUUCU